Lepisosteus oculatus (spotted gar) is the source of this 5512-nucleotide messenger RNA. NCBI's taxonomy places the organism in Eukaryota, Metazoa, Chordata, Actinopteri, Semionotiformes, Lepisosteidae. The record is from RefSeq and is a predicted model, not a curated record.
UAAAUAUCUCCACUCCAGGUGCCAAACCUGCAAUAAGACCUGUUUCCCAUAAUCUGUUGUAGAAAUAUUUCUAAUGGCUAUGCACUUAAUGCAUUAUUAUCGUCUAUCGUUUCCAGUGUGCCAAGGGUACACAAUCUAUUGAGAUCUUACAAAACACUGAACCAUGUCAAAGUGAGGCUUUAGAUAACAGAUGACGAGAUUCCACAGCCAUCCCCAUGGGUCAAAGCAUCUUGAUAUUUGACGUCGAUGAGGGUUAUUGCAUUAGCAGUGCAAUAUGGCCACCAUUCACUCCAUCCUUGGGGAUUAAAGUAGCGGCACAAUUCCAGUCUCAUCCAUUGAUCUGUGAAGAGCACAGGCAAUAAGCCAGUUAAGUGAUGUGCCAAGCCGAAGGCACACUUUGGAGGGGAAAAAAGUACACGCAUAUUUUCAGCACGUGUUCACAAGACUAGCUGUCUACUGAUAAAAGUAAAACCACCUUUCAGCCCAUUAGCGGAGCUUAAUUGUUUUGCACAGCAACGUUUAAACACCCUUGGAUUUCAUUAUGGCGCUAAGAAGAACGUUUUACAAACUUAAAGGCUGUGCUAAAAAAAGAAGAGGACAGUGGCGGCACGAGGUGAAAAGGAGAGUUGCCAAGAUGUAUUUUUUACUAAUUAAAGCUUAGGUUCAGCUGCUCUCUUGAAAACCACUUUUAAUACUGGGUGGUAUUUAUAUUAAUUAAUUUGCUGUAUCAUUGUAACAGAAUUAAUCACACACAAAAAAUGUAUUAUGAAUUAUGGUUUUUCCUUUGAGCUUACAAAAUAAGUCUUUUUAAACAUGUAAGGUUUAUCAUAUACUGUAAACUAAAAUGAAGGUAUGGGGAAGUGUGUAUGUUUAAUGCAACAUUCCUCUUAAGGACUAUGACUAACUAUUCAUCUUAAGGACUACGCAAGGACAUUCACUUGAGUUUCUCGUGUCUAAAGAGGCAAAUGCCAAAUACUGUUAUUUUAUUACAGCAUGCUGCAGUGGGUGAAGCUCAACAACAAAACAGGUCCUGCUUUCCAUAAGUGGCAACUUGUAACAGAAUCGGGCUGUGAGAUUCCCCUUUUCUGUAUGUUAAUCCCUGGGUUCUGUGGCACAAACGACAAUGAGCAAAAGAAGGAGGAGAAACAGCAAGAGAAGGAAAAGCUCCAGCAGUACAAAAUACAGCCACUCUCCAUUUCAAUUUCAAUAUCAUAGCAGUGAACCCAUACAUAAAACGACAGAAUACGAAAAUGACAGAACUUCAGCUGAAAAGGGGGAAACGGAUACAGCACAUAGAGAAAACUUUGUACUGGAAACUGAUGAUGAAGAGGAAAGUGAGCCUCAUUUCCAACACAAAAAUAAAAGGUUUAGCCAUGACACUCUUCAAGACCACUGUUGGAACAAAGACAAGCACACAAUUCCACCACCCGAUGAGGAGAACAUAAAAGGAGUUAAAAUAACGACGUCAGUGACAAUAGAUGAUCAAGAACUGUUGACGUCUGGAAAAAUAAUCUUCCAGCAGUCCCAUGAACCCACAGAUAGAGAAAAAAUCAACAAGACAGUGACAGUCACCACCACCAAAGUGAAGUAUACUGUUUCUAACUUGAAGGUGGAAAUUAAAGAAGUGCUCCAUUCAGAUGACCCAGAUGUAAAGUCUACUUUUACAGUCAAAAACAAAGAAGGGAAGAGAACAAAAACUUGUGUUAGCAGUCAAUGGAAUAAAUGUCCUUCUCCUAACAAUGAUGUGCACAAUCAGCCCUGCUCAGUUAAUACAAAUAUAAAUUCUACAAUACAGAGCCAAGACAACAGAAACCAGAAAAGACAUAACUUUAAUCUUAGUAUCACUGAGAUAAAUACAAACUUUGCAGAGACUGCAAAGAAUUCCAUCGAGUGUGAGGAGGACACAGAAUGGUAUAAAGGCUGCUGUGAAGAUCUAAAUAAUAAUAAGUACAGGUUACAUAAUCAUCAACUACAGAGGGACUACAAUGACAUAGACUACCAAGAAACGGAGGGCUCUUGUAGUCUUUAUACAUUGUCUGACUGCAGUCUUCACUGGACGGAACACUCAGCUCCUGAGACACUAUGCAAAGAGGUAGUAUCAGAGAUUCCUCCACCUCAUGAGUUUGCAGACGAAGAUGAGACGUUAAUAGAUGACCUCACAGGGGACAUGGCUUCAUGUGAGAUUGGAAACUGCUAUCACUCAGGAAACCAGGCAGAAGCAGCUACUGCUCUGGGUGGAUUUACAUCUUUUGAGGGCACUAGAUACGUUUUUGACACCAAAUGCCAAGACUCUUUGGAUAGUGAACAGAGUCCUAAUGCAGAAAAUCUAUCUGAAUGUGAUAACUACGACCCCUUAUUGAUGGGACCCAAAAUGCCAAUGAGUAGGUCCAGUUUUACAAAACAUUUUAUCCAUAAUCAUGAAGGGAAAACUUGGAUGAGAAAUAACAGCAUUGCCAUUUUAGAAAGCAAGCCUAUUUCAUCCUGUUACUUUGAACAACAGUCUAAGAGAAGAAAGACAUUCCCAGAAACUGCAGAUUGUUCCAACAAAAUGCAAGACAGCUUGCCAUUGUACAGAGAAUCUAUUUCUUCCGGCACACUUUCCUCGUUUUUUAUGAAAACACUUCCCCUUCAGUCAGGAAGAUCAGGGAGGUUUUAUUUGGAGGAUGAGAGACCUUUUAAGUUUUGUGCAGAACGCCGGAAGUCUUCAGAGAAUGGCACAUGUCAUAACCCAGGAAGGAGUGCAUUCAGUAUCCAUAAAACAUUUCCUUUAAACCCUUCCUUGUCAGGGAAAAGCAAGAACCCGUUUUAUCCUUCUGAGUCUGAGGAGAGCACAGAUGAGGUUUUUGCAAAAUUUGGACAUCAUUUCCAUGAGGAAUGCAAAGAAGAUGAAGAAACUGUCAUUCUAGAAUCAAAUUCUGAGAUGAAUUCAUGCAAAGAUAUAGUAGAUGGAGACUGUUACCGUAUCGGAACUAUAGAGCAGGGUGAGUUCACUGAGAGCGGCUUUGAUGAAGAGAUGGUCGAUGUCGAUGAUCAUAAUCUUGAACUUUCUGGGGAUUUCCAUAUUACAAGAAAGGAUUUACUUAUCCAUGUCACACCACCUUCCCGAAGCUCCUCCAUUGAAUAUAUUAGUGAUAAAAGCCAUGUCAGCACUCCACUUAAUGGACUUGAGGAUAUCACAGAGAUACCUGAAUCUAAUCUGCAUGAGAAAGAGAAUCCUGACCUUGAACCAAAGAAAAGACGAGGUUCAGUGAUGACAGUUAUCAUAGGAGACUCUGAGCAGAGAUUUAUUCAAAAUGACAAUAAACCUCAAGAGACGUCGGUUCCUGAGAGGAAUCACAGAGACAGCUUAAGUACAGUUUAUAACUUUCCAUCAGUGUCCCCCAUUUUAGAUGUGGAUGAGAUGGAGGCGGACAGCAAUGGUGAUUCACAUGUUGAAGUGAAAUUGUCCUGCCAGAGCUCUCUUGCACUUGAAACAAGCAUGUCAAACCAGGCCCUCGCUGAGGUUUUAGAAGAGCAGGUAUCCACGGGACCAGCUGAAGGAAGUCAGGAGAUAUCCACAAAUACAAUAACACUGAAACAGACCUCUGAGCAGUGCGAUGUAAGCCCUUUGGAGGAAGAUCUGAAAGAAAAUGAGAAAACUGAAAAAGAGGACACUAUGACUGUGCCAGAGACAUGUGGUCCCAGUUCUGAUUUAUGCAAGAAAAAGCUGCAAAAAGAAGAUUCAGCUGAGAAGCCAAGUGGCCCAAAAUCACCCCAAGAUAAGAAAACAGAGGUCAGAAAGCACCUGAAGCCACCUGCAGACCCGGUGCUGAAAGACACACGAGCUGCAGAGAGUGUCCAGGAAGAUGAAUCUGAUCACUGGGCCAAGAGGCGCAAGCUGUUCAAGGAGAGUAAGCAGUGGAGUUCAGCCGGCGGGAGCUCAAUCACCAGCAACAUCACUGAAGAAUCAGUGAACUCAGAGGACACUCGCUCAGUGGAUCUGGCAGCGCGGGAGAAUGAAGACAAGGGCUUUUACACAGAGACCUUCCAUUCAGCCUCCUGGAUCUACAGAGGAGACGAUGUCAGCCCAAAUGACAGCCCCAGGUGUCUAAGCAAGAGGCCUCGGCCUGUAGCAAUUCGAGAGAGAACUGUGAGAAUCACAAAAGGAAUGGGAGACUAUCCUUGGGGAUUCAGAAUCCAGUUCUCGAAGCCUAUCUUGGUCACAGAAGUUGACACAAAUGGAGCCGCGGAGGAGGCGGGCCUCCUGGUGGGAGACAUCGUGAUGACCGUGAAUGGAACAGAUGUCACCAGUGUCCCACACUCUGAAGCAGCCGAUCUGGCCCGCCAAGGGCCAGACACUCUCACCUUAGUGAUCGGUUCUGACAUCAGCAGAUGCCCCAACACCCCCAGACCAGCGUGUCGGGGAUAUCUGCACAAGCGCACGCAGUCAGGGUUCCUGAAGGGCUGGAGAAAGAGGUGGUUUGUGCUGAAGCAUGAUGGUUGUCUUUACUACUACAAAAAUAAAAAGGAUGAAGGGAAGUGUCGAGCCCUGGAGUCAAUGAAGUUAGAAGGGGCUGAAGUGGGGCCUGAUACUAGCCUUGGAAAACCAUUUGUGUUCAAGUGUUGCCCUGUCUCUGGGAACCGAGUUUACUACUACUGUGCAACAUCAAACCAAGAAAUGAAAAGGUGGCUGGAGGCAAUGGAAAGAGCUGUCCACCCUAUCACUCAGAAUCAUGUGUGGGUGGAUGUCUCUCGACAUAAUGCCAGCCUUCCCCCGCUGGCUAUCAAAAAUCCUGAAUGCCUUGGCCUUCUUCAUCAAAUGGACAAAAACAAGGAUGUGUGGGUGCAGCACUACUGCAUAUUAAAAGAUGGAUGUCUCUAUUUCUAUACUGGCAUUCGUUCAACUCAUGCUUUAGGAGGAAUCUACUUGCAUGGUUACAUUGUGAGUGAACAGCCAUUUGGAUCCAGAAGGUCUACUAUUGAACUGAAGCCCCCUUCAGAAGAAUUUAAAACCUUCUACCUCUCUGCAGAGAAUGCAGCCGAAAACAAACGCUGGAUCUUAGCGCUAAGAGCCUCGAUAAACAAAUGGCUGCCUUUACAUCAGGCUAUCCAAGACUUCAUGAAUCGCCCACCUGAAGAAACCAGAAUGUGAACAUGAACAGCAGACCACACUUUUCACACAGCUAAUGCUGCUUUCUUCAAGUGCAUUGUCUCCUCAAGGUUCUUGUUUAGACUGAGACACAUUACCUUUCGGCUUUAUAGAACAAAACUGUAGAUUUUAUACAAAUGUAUUUGUCUCAUAUAAAAUACUUUAGUUGUAAAAGUAUUCCACAUACUAUAAUUCAUACAUCUGGUACAAGUAUCACCUAAUGUCAGUUUCCUGUUUUUAUAUAUUUUUUAUUGAUGUGACAGUCUAUACUUUAAUUUGGGUAGUUAAUUUCAAUUUAAAAAAUUAAACACCUCAAAUGUUAAAAAUAUGAAAAUAUAUAGGUUAAUAUAUUAAUAAUGUAUUUUACAUACAAGAAUCUACUUA